AUGGCCACGAAACCCAGCAUCUCGAUUGACCCGUUGAAGAAGCAAGCACCUAUACGAGAUCAUCCAACCUCCAAGCCUGUCAAAGACGAACUACCCAAUCCCAAAUCGAGUAAGACUCACCCAAGCAAGCAAUCCUCAUAUAGCAAUGACGAUAAUGCGAGCCUCUUUUUCGUCGGUACCGCCACUACCAUCCUCGAAUGGGAAGGUAUGAGACUGAUGACGGACCCGAAUCUAUUACACGCGGGUGACCACGUCCACCUUGGUCCAGGUGUGACGUCGAUGCGAAGGACAAACCCUGCCGUCGACCUACAUGACCUGCCACAUAUAGACCUCGUCCUGCUAUCACACUACCACGAAGACCACUUCGACAAGGAAGUCGAGGCCUCAUUGCGCCGGGAUCUCCCCAUCAUCACCACGCCACAUGCCAAAUCAUGCCUCACUUCAAAAAGUGACCCCGACUCCUUCACCAACAUCCACGCCCUCGACAAAUGGGAUAACAUGUUCGUCGACAUAUCCGGCCCGACCAAGACCGACCUCCACUCGUCUAUGCGCCCACGGCUGAGGGUUGAGGGCAUGCCCGGUAAACACGUCGGCGACGGCCUGUUGUCCAAAGCCAAUGAACUCCUGGGCGCCGUCCCGCCCACAAACGGCUGGAUGCUGGAACUCGGCUACACGCCGCCAUCGCGUGUGGUGUCCUUUAACAAGCAAGACGCCACGGUAUCCGCCGACGUCAAUUCCCCGGACUUCGCUUGUGGAUACCGCAUCUAUAUUUCAGGCGACACGCUGUACGUGAACGAGCUGGCUCAAAUCUCCGAGUUGUACACUCAUGCCGGCAAACCAGUUGACCUGAUGCUAAUCCACCUGGGAGGAACUACUAUUCCAGGCCCGCAUAUGCCACUUUUGAUGGUGACCAUGGAUGCGCAGCAGGGGGUGGCGCUGGUCAAGCUCAUCCAGCCCGAUUUGACGCUGCCAAUCCAUUACGAUGACUACGACGUCAUGCUAUCACCUCUGUCUGACUUCCAGGCCGAAAUGGCCAAGGCGGGCCUCUCCGACGAAGUCGUAUAUCUCGACCGAGGCGAUGAAUUUAAAUUCCAGGUGAAACGACCAGGUUGA
This is a messenger RNA of Exophiala aquamarina CBS 119918, 1113 nucleotides long. RefSeq lists its product as uncharacterized. The coding region runs from base 1 to 1113 and encodes 370 amino acids. The transcript is spliced from 2 exons. NCBI's taxonomy places the organism in Eukaryota, Fungi, Ascomycota, Eurotiomycetes, Chaetothyriales, Herpotrichiellaceae. The record is from RefSeq and is a predicted model, not a curated record.